UUAUGUCUGAUACUUCAACCAAUUCAUAAAUUGAUAAAAACCUCACCGAAUAAAUAUUUUUUGAAACAGGAACCGUACCUUCCUCGAAAAUUUACAGGGGAUAUCUAAAACUGGAAAGAAGACGAGGUUUUUUUUUUACAAAAAACAUAUCAUAUAUUGUCUGACCAUUUAACUAAUAAGCGAACAAAGGGCACGGCCCAAUUUAAUUUCACUGGCGUCUCCAAUUUUACCAAGUCAGACGCAAAGCCCAUUACAGCCCAAACAUAUUGAAAACCCGAACUAGCAAAACAUACAUUUCCAAACUUUGGUCUGUGGCCCACUAAACCACAUCGGCAGAUGUUUUACGCAUUACAUCGUCUCUGCCGUUUCAUCUUUAUACGAAAUAGGUUUUAAUGGUUAUACUUAUUUCCCUUUAAUCCUCGCCAUCUCCCUGCUUGCAAAAUUCUCCAAACAAACACCAGUGUCUCUCAACUCUUUUUGUAUCCAUCUCUUCGUUUACCCACGUUCAUAAAAUCAUGACUCACAUAAAUUCAACAAUUAAAUUUUAUUCAUUCCAAGUAUAACUAUCUUCCCCUAUCUCUCGACCUUCCCAGAAAAUGGAACCGUCAAUUGAACUUAAAUUCUAUAAAUAUGAGAAGCCUGACAGAGCUAAUUCUUCAAACCCCUUACUAAUUUACUCAUAUCUUCAACCUAGCAACCUGCUCUCGAAAUGUCUUCUUCUCAUGCUCUCGGUUCUGAACAACCCCUCCAUCACUCAACUUUUGCCGAUCUUCAGCUUGGAAUAUCUUCCCAGUCAAUCCUUGCUCGCCUCCUCCGGUAUUGGGACUCGCCAAACGUCGACAACCCCAGUGAAUCCAUGGGAAUCACUUUGCUUUUCCUUGAUGAGAAGGAUUCAAUGCUCAGCGGAUUCAUUCCUGCAAACCAAGCCGAUGACUACCGUUCAUCUUUACAAGAGGGUGACGUUUACGAAGUUGCACACUUUGAGGUUGAAAGAUGCCCACAUCUGUACAAGCUUACGGAGAAUACUUUUGUAAUCCGGUUCAUCGCCCAAACAACUUUGGUUAAAUCCAUCAGCAAUGGUCCUGUUAUCAGCUUACAAAAAUUCAUGCUUCGCAAGCAUGACCAUCUCCAAAUCCUAGCCAACACAAACUUAGAACUCCCAGAUGUUGUUGGUCAAAUUCAAUCUGUCAAAGGUUAUGGCCUUACAGACCCUCAAGUCAUUUCUCCACUUCUCAUCCGUUUCCUCAUUGAACCCACCGUCGAAGUGUACUUGUCUUUAUGGGACGAUGCGGCAGCAACUUUUAAGGGUAUCCUUAAUUCAGAGGUUAGAGUCCACACCGUCAUGGUGGUCACAACGGUCAACCCAACAAAAAUUGGAGAUAAGCUUUACCUCAACUCCACACCAGCAACCAAAUUGUUUUUCUGCUCCAAUCUCCCACCCAUCACAGAGUUCACUUCAAGGUUAAGAACUGCAGUGGGCGAAGAGAUUCCCAGUUACCACGACAAAACAUGGAUCAAUGACACGCAACUAAGCUCCAUUGGAGAUCUCAACAUGUUCCUCUCCAACACUACCGACCAGGUACCUUAUUUUAUAUGCAAAGCACGGAUUGUUGAGAUCUUGACCAAAAAUGGCUGGUUUUAUGUCUCAUGCACUCGCUGCAACAAAAAAAUAGAAAAUUCUGCUGCAUCUCUCCGCUGCAACCAAUGUCUUAUCUCCAACGUCACCGGUGUUGUUAGGUACUGUGUUGAAUUACUGGUUGAUGAUGGGAAUAAUUAUGCAACUUUUGUGGUGUUCGACAAGGAGAUGCUUAAGCUCACAAACCAAGAUGCAGCAACUCUGUUUCUUGAUCAGGUCAAUCGUGGUGUCAACGAGAACCUUCCACAGUGCAUAGCAGACCUUGGCGGGCAAGAAUUUCUUUUCCACGUACGUGUCACACCAUCCAAUCCCACCCCAAUCAACCGCACAUUCACCGUCGCUGCAGUCAGUCACACUAUCAACCCCGAGAAUCCCAAGAUCAAUGAACACGCAUGUGUUGACGUGAAAUGUGAGGAAGCAUCCACUUCAGCUUCUGCCAGCAAGACGUCAACAGCUGAGGUCAAACAAGGUGGACGCAAGCACCCACGUGAUUGAGUGUUGAAAGGAAUCAAAAAGUCUUCCCCAACCCUGCUUCUUUAGCUUUAAGAAUUUUUAAAUUACUAUGCAUUUCCUAUUUCAGACUUUGCCAUAUUUUCCAGUAUUUUUCCAGCUUUUUAAGAAAUUCAUUCGAACAAUGUACCUCACACGAGGCUGACUUUUUUAACAUUUUAAUAGUUCCAAAAGGAUUGACGUAAUA
Molecule: messenger RNA, 2333 nt
Organism: Brassica napus (rape)
Lineage: Eukaryota; Viridiplantae; Streptophyta; Magnoliopsida; Brassicales; Brassicaceae
Exons: 10
Coding region: 710-2131 (473 amino acids)
Biological process (GO): DNA repair; DNA recombination; DNA replication
Cellular component (GO): nucleus
Molecular function (GO): DNA binding
Source: RefSeq, a predicted model, not a curated record